AUGACUGUGCCACCAAUAAGCGAACGAGCCUCGUUCGAGGUAGCCAAACGUCUUCUCUGCCAGAUUCUGAACGAAGGUCUUGUCAGCGGGACUUUAGAGACAUUCGAAUCUGAAGAACCGUACCUGUGUCUGUUCAGGAACUCCUGCAAUACAGAGAAGCCGGAAAAAUGCAUCCGCGUCAGACUCCAGCCAAGCGCGCAGGCCGGUAUUUUCAUGCGUUCUGCGCGGAUCGUGUCGCUCGUGCGCCCGGAGAUGUUGCAAAUGCCUGUUACUCUCGUGGAUGGGACGUCUGAGCGGCGGGAGCUUCGUUCGGGGGCUUUGUUUCAGUUUGCAAGUAGCUUGUUCACGGAGCAUGUCGAGGCGUCUACACUGGAAGAGAUAGCGUUGGGGUUGGAGAAUAGUGAGGCAAACACAGAGAAGUGGCUGGAAUUGCACUCCUCCCCUGGGCCAUUAGACCUCAACUCGCCGUCGGUCUUGUGGGAACGAGCGCUGAUCUGGGGACACCCGACUCAUCCGUUUCAUAGACUGUGCUAUGCGCAGGAAGGCUUAGCCCCAGUUGAGCCCAGAGAUCUGCCCGAAUUCCUCACGCCAACGCUGGCAUUCGUGUCCGUCUUACGGGAUGAGAUCUCCAUCUCGGGUCCUUUCGAGGAGUCACUGCAGCCUCUGCUGGCGCAGCUGGACGUCCCCGCUCCCGAGACUGCCGACAGGGUCGUUGUCCCCUGUCUCCGUCUUCAACUCCCCUGCGUCUUUCGCCACUUCCCCAGUGCCGUCCUGGUCAAGACAGUUUCCGGCUGCGCAGACACGCAAGCCUCGAUGCGCACCCUCACCCUGCGCCCGGAACUCAACUUCCCCUACCACAUCAAACUGUCCAUCGCGUGCCAGAUCACCUCGGAUGUGAGGGCGAUCCGACCCUGCCAAACCCUCGGCGGACAGCUGGUAAGGAAGCAGCUGCACGAAUUCUUCCCGCCGGAUCUGUGGUGGUUUAAAGAAGUUGCGUCUGUGGCGGGGAACCAGACGGCGCAAGGAGAUACGCAGGAAAACGAGGAUAAAGCGCGUCAUAUUGGCUGCAUUCUGCGUGAGGAUCUUGAGGCCAGAGCUAACGCGAACAAUGAGGCGCUGAUCAUCGCCGGGUCUCUGGCUCAACAACCCGCGAACGAUCCUCGGACUCAUGCGGAGAUUGUCUUUGGUCUGGAAACUGUCGAGCAGAAGCAUGAUUGGCUCAAAGAGUAUGUGGCGGGCUUUCUGCGGGCUGUCCUCCCUUCGCUGGUGCAGUACGGCAUCGGCAUGGAGGCUCAUGGACAAAACGCCCUGGUUCGCGUGUGUCGUGAUACCAGAAAAAUCACAGGGUUCGUCGUCCGAGACUUUGAGGGAAUCAAGGUGCACGUCCCCACGCUCGAGAAACUUGGCAUAAACCUGUGCAUGACCUCUCCAGGAUGCACGAAAAAUCUCGAGGACAUCUGGAGCAAGAUUCACCACUCCAUCUUCCAGAACCACCUUGGCAAUCUGGUCUACGCGCUGGGUCUCGACCGCCAUGAUGGAUGGACGAUCAUCCGGGACGAGCUCUUUGCGGCCCUGAAGCCGGACACGGACCCGCGAGCCAAGGAGUUAUAUGACUUUAUUCUUCAGGAUACGAUGCCAUUCAAGUGCUUCUUGAGGAUGCGGAUGAGCGAGCACUUUAAUGAUUAUGAUGGUGAUGAACAGGAUCAGCCGCGCGUCAAGCGUGACGAGAGACCGCUACCUAAUGCCCUUCUCAUGGGUUCUGCUAGAUGGGAGAAGGUUCUAAAUGAGUGUGCACCGAAAAAGCUCGAGAGUUGA
Messenger RNA from Aspergillus thermomutatus, 1815 nucleotides. RefSeq lists its product as uncharacterized. The transcript is spliced from 6 exons. The record is from RefSeq and is a predicted model, not a curated record. The coding region runs from base 1 to 1815 and encodes 604 amino acids. Gene Ontology annotation, biological process: siderophore biosynthetic process. NCBI's taxonomy places the organism in Eukaryota, Fungi, Ascomycota, Eurotiomycetes, Eurotiales, Aspergillaceae.